Molecule: messenger RNA, 1854 nt
Organism: Lodderomyces elongisporus
Lineage: Eukaryota; Fungi; Ascomycota; Pichiomycetes; Serinales; Debaryomycetaceae
Gene: CWC22
Product: U2-type spliceosomal complex subunit
Exons: 1
Coding region: 1-1854 (617 amino acids)
Biological process (GO): mRNA splicing, via spliceosome
Cellular component (GO): catalytic step 2 spliceosome
Molecular function (GO): protein binding; RNA binding
Source: RefSeq, a predicted model, not a curated record
AUGGUUACUCUGAAACAACAAAAGAAACCACUGGAGAUUGAGGAGACAACUCAAAGAAAACUAUGGGGAGAUCUUAAGAACACAAUUACUUUUCAUGUACUGAAUGUCAAUAGAUCCAACAUUAAACAAGUAGUUGUCAAACUAUUCAAAUGCAAUAUCGAUCGAGGUCGUGGUUUGUUUGCGAGGGCAGUCAUGAAGGCGCAAAUGGAAAACGUUAAAGAUACUUCCUCCGUGUAUGCUUCUUUGGUUGCAGUUCUUAAUUCGAAAUUGCCGAAAAUUGGUAAGUUAUUAUGUUCACGACUUCUACUACAAUUCAAACUUGCAUAUAUGAAAAACAACUGGCGAGUGUGUCAUUCAUCAUUGGUGUUUAUUUGCCAUUUGGUAUUGCAAGAGGUUAUGUCCGAAAUCAUUCUCCUACAGAUUAUUCAACUUUUACUAGAACAUCACACUGCGGGAGAUAUCGAGUUAAUUGCAGAAGUGUUUAAAAUAUCCGGUAGCUUUUUGAAUAAGGACUCCAAUAUAGCGACAAAUAUGAUACUCGGUAGGCUUAAUGAUUUGCUACAGGAAGAUGAAGGAUUGUCACACAAGUCAAGAAGUACCAUUAAUUACGUGCUACGAUUGGGUCAGAGACAGUUUAAGGGAACUGGUAUAGUGGAUAAUACUUUGGACUUGGUCGAAGACGACGAUAAGGAGACACACGAAAUAUUAAUUGAUAGUAAAUUGAAGUCUCGAGAUCAUCUUGAUUUAUUCUAUGUUGAUCCAGAUUUUGCCAAAAAUGAAGCCGAUUACCAAAGGCAACUUGUUGAUAUAUUGGAUGAGAGCAAUGAAUUUGAGGAAGAACAAGAACAAGAACAAGAUCAAGGGCAAGAUCAAGAAUCAGGAGAAAAAAGACAUUCACGGCAAUAUAAAUCUCCACUCGAGCUAGCUAAAGAUGUGAAGCAAGGAGUAAAAGUGGUGGAUAUGUCCCAGUCUGAAAUCCUAGAGUUUCAAAAACGAGUAUACUUAACAGUAAUGUCCUCAAUGUCAGCGGACGAGGCAGUCCACAAGCUUUUAAGACUUAAAAAGUCAUAUUCUAAUUCACAACAAAAUCACAUGGUAAAUGAGAAAUUCCUUGCUGAUAUGAUCAUCAAAUGUUGUUCUCAGGAAAAGUCAUACUCCAAGUUUUUUGGAAUUAUUGGAGAAAAGCUUUGUUCGCGAGAUGGUCAAUGGCAUAAUAAGUUUGUUGACUUAUUUAAAGCGUAUUAUCUUGAAAUUGACAAAUUUGAGACUAACUCAUUGCGCAAUAUUGGGAAAUUCUUUGGCCAUUUGUUUGCUUCAGAUGUGAUUGCCCUUGAACAAGCUUGGAAUGAAAUUAAAAUAACUGAAGAGGAUACUAAUCCACCAAGACGUAUUUUGCUCAAAUUCAUUUUUCAAGAAAUGGUAGAGGAAAUGGGGAUUAAGGAGAUGCAAAGAAGGCUCAUUUUUGACCUGCAUGUCAAGAGACAUAUCAAUGGUGUAUUCCCUGUUGUUGGAGUUUCAUGGAAGGAUGCAGAUGAUAUAAGGUUUUCAAUUAAUUUUUUCACUGCGAUUGGUUUGGGUGUUUUGACCGAAGAGAUGCGUGAAGUAUUGAACAAUUUACCAGAGGAAAGAGGCAGAAGCAUGAGCAGAAAUAGGGACGGGGAUAAGAACAGGAACAGUAGUGAUGGUAGCAAUGGCUAUAGUCGAAGUGGAUCGUCAUCGUACUCAAGAAGCCGUUCUAAUUCUAGCACAAGGAGUUUUUCACGAAGUAGGUCAGGUAGUCCCACCGGUCUCAAUCCAACAAAUGCAGAAAAGGUUGCAGAAUCUACAGGUGAUAUAAUAAAUAAAUUAACUUAA